Carassius auratus (goldfish) is the source of this 993-nucleotide messenger RNA. Its product is annotated as olfactory receptor 52K2-like. NCBI's taxonomy places the organism in Eukaryota, Metazoa, Chordata, Actinopteri, Cypriniformes, Cyprinidae. Bases 46 to 993 code for a protein of 315 amino acids. Gene Ontology annotation, molecular function: olfactory receptor activity; G protein-coupled receptor activity. The transcript is spliced from 2 exons. The record is from RefSeq and is a predicted model, not a curated record. Gene Ontology annotation, biological process: G protein-coupled receptor signaling pathway. Gene Ontology annotation, cellular component: plasma membrane.
GAAAUAAAGAGUUGGUUAUGCUUAAAAUGUUGAUCUUUUUUUCUCAUGAAGGAUCUUCCUGCAGAAAAUGUUUCAUUCACAGACUUCAAACUGAUUGGUUUCUACAGUCUAGGAGAAUGGAGACCUUUAUUAUUUUUGCCUUUCUUUCUGAUGUUUUUAUUAGCUAUAACAGCAAAUUCUAUUCUCAUAUAUUUGAUCACCUCUCAAAAGUCUCUGCAUUCUCCUAUGUAUGUACUAAUUGGUCUUAUGGCUGUUGUAGACCUUAUGUUGCCUAUAUUUUUUGUACCUAAUAUGCUUCUAAACUUUUUGUUUAAUUGGACUGGGAUAUCGCUAACUGGUUGCUUGAUACAAAUGUUUAGCCUUCAUUUUGUUGGAACAUUUCAGUCCACUUUGCUUUUGUGGAUGGCACUGGAUCGUUACUUUGCAAUUUGCAAACCUCUUUAUUAUCACAAAUAUAUGGAAAUCCCUAACUUUCUAAAGUUUGUUUUUCUGCCAGUAAUCAGAAAUGUACUCCUGGUUGUCACCACUGUCUCUCUGGCAGGAAAACUGUCAUUUUGUGUAACAGAUAUCAUUGAUCAUUGUUUUUGUGAACACAUGGUAUUGGUUCAGUUAGCAUGUGGAGAUAUAACUAUUAAUAAUUUUGUAGGACUUUUGACUGUUUUCUUUAUCCCAACUGCAGAUUUUAUUCUUAUCAAUAUUUCUUACAUUGUGAUUUUCACCUCUGUGAUCAAGUCUGGCAAAACUAACAUGAAGGCCUUAAACACCUGCAUUACUCACUUCAUUGUUAUGUCAGUUACUUUGACCUUUGCCUUAAUUGCAUUUUUGUCAUACAGAAUAAGAAAUAAUUUUUCUCCUAGUGGUCGUGUGUUUGUGAGCACAAUGUACUUACUUUUUCCAAGUUGUUUUAACCCAAUAAUUUAUGGAGUGAGAACAAAAGAAAUUAGACAAACAUUUAUGAAGUUCAUUAAAAAUGUAAAAGUAUUACCACUGUAA